AUACGCGGUAAGACUGUGGCAGAGAGAGACAGAAAGACAGACUUAUAUAUAUAUACACGUAUAUAAAUAUAUAUAUAUAUAAAUAAUAUAUCAAGAUAGAUUUCCUGUUUCAGCACAAGAAAAAUAAUAGCCAGCGUUAUAAGACUGGCAUAGAAACAACGUUUACACGAGCAAUUGAAACAAGAACCAAACAUGAGACUGCUAAUAACUCUUGCGAUAAUCUCGGUGGUAGUGAUGGUAUGUUGCAGUCAUCCCAUGGAAAUGAGAAAAAAGAAAGACGGCGAUGAGAAGGCAAUGCCACUCAAUACUGACAGAAACAGCCAUGCAGUGAAAAGAGCCAAAGAGGUGUUAAUGUUUGGCAACCAACAGAACUCGCCCAGAGUGAAAAAAUCCGACACCAAACCAGAUAAGGAGGUGCCUCUUACUGGCCUCAAUAGUGACGAAGACAGCAAGGAACACAGACUGACAGGAGACCCGGACGAUGACGGUUCGAAUACGGGCAAAUCAUCUUCCACUUCUUUGUCCUCAUCAUCAUCUUCUUCGUCUUCUUCCGAAGAGUUAAAAAGUGAACCAGAUGACGUCGACGAAAACAAGACGGAGGAGGACGCAGAGAAAAAACCCGAAGGCCUAUUAGGAGACGACCACAAUGACGAAAGCGACGACGACGAUGACAGCAAUAGUAAUGACGAUGAUGGCGUUCCAGACAGUGGCAGCCACGAUCAUGACAACAACGACGAAGAUGAAGGUGACGAUAGCGAUGAAGAGGAGGAUGACGACGACGAUAUGUUAAAUGAUGAAAUGGAACAAGAGCUAGUAAACAAUGACAGUGAUGACGACCAAGACGACGACGAAGACAAUAAUAAAUAUAGGGCCAGCAAGAAGAGCUCCGAUCUGCCGUUGUUUCCGGAAGAUUCCAUGGAUCCCGGCGACACGUCUUCCAAACUGAACAGUUAUGCUUUGACCGAGGAACUGCCGUUGAUGAAGCCCGAAGAGGAAAUGAUUCCGGAGAGAGAGCUGCCAGAACUAGUAAAAGCCGGCUUACAACCAUCCCAGCAAAACAGCUAUGAACACUUGAUGCAAGAAUAUGAAAACGAACCUAUCGAUGUCCAAAGAGAACGAAGCUUCCAAGAAAACCCACUACUUAACUACAUUUAUCGGAGACGCAGGGAAUUGCAAGACAGGUCACCGAGGACCAAACGUGGUCUAUACCUUUCAGAAGAUUCCCAACGGUACAUGCCAGCCGAAAUGCCAGAGAAACUCGUCUCACUUGAUUCUUGGCCAAAUGCCUACACCCAAAGCGAACUCCUCGAGAAAGAGGCACCUUACCAAAUCGACAAUAGCGAACUGGAAGGCGGUUAUGGAUACGACAAAAGAUUGGCAGCAGAUUUCGAACGAGAAAAUGAACGAGAAAGCACCAGGGACGAAAUCGAUGAGGAGUCACUUCCAGAGGAAAGCGAAGAGGAGGAUAUAAACAUGCCCUACGAAGAAGUAGUCCUCAACGGACAACCAGGUUACUUCAUACCAGCCAAGAGAGUUUUCUUCCCCUACUCGGAAGAGCCGCGUAGCCAUUACAGUGGUUUGGUCGGCAACAAACGUAGCGAACCGGAUGAAGACGUAGAUUAUUCUCGCCUUCUUGAAUUGGCGAGAGCUCUAGCCGUACAGAGAGACGGCAACGCUGUUGCGAAGGAUGAAGAUAGUUUCGCCGAAAAGUGAUGCAGUCGACAUACGUUCAAUUCCACUACACCAACAAUCUUGUGAAAUGUCAACCUCUGCUAAGAAUACCAGCACUCUAAGAA
Octopus sinensis (East Asian common octopus) is the source of this 1796-nucleotide messenger RNA. RefSeq names its product RNA polymerase-associated protein LEO1-like. Bases 193 to 1713 code for a protein of 506 amino acids. The transcript has 5 exons. The record is from RefSeq and is a predicted model, not a curated record. Lineage: Eukaryota; Metazoa; Mollusca; Cephalopoda; Octopoda; Octopodidae.